This is a messenger RNA of Bombyx mori (domestic silkworm), 6943 nucleotides long. It is a transcript of the gene ci, whose product is annotated as transcriptional activator cubitus interruptus. Gene Ontology annotation, biological process: regulation of transcription by RNA polymerase II. Gene Ontology annotation, cellular component: nucleus. The record is from RefSeq and is a predicted model, not a curated record. Gene Ontology annotation, molecular function: RNA polymerase II cis-regulatory region sequence-specific DNA binding; DNA-binding transcription factor activity, RNA polymerase II-specific. The transcript is spliced from 21 exons. Bases 562 to 5277 code for a protein of 1571 amino acids. Lineage: Eukaryota; Metazoa; Arthropoda; Insecta; Lepidoptera; Bombycidae.
CGCUAUUACUAUUCUAUGUCGGCUCGGGCCGCGUCGAUAGUGGACGUGUUCGUAUUUUAAUUGAUUUGAAAUCGUUAUUAUUUCUUAAAUAAAAAAAACAAACAUUUUGAAACCACGCGAACGGUUAUUGCCGUGGGUGUAAAGUGACUAUUUAUUUAUUUAUCCCGCUGUGACAAAUAGUUUUAUUUUUGGUUUUAUAAAUUGACAAGUGAGCAUGUGUUAUGUGCGGUAUUUAUUAUUAUGCGAAUGGAUUGCUUUGCCGGCGAUAUAGUUUGACACGAGAUGACCCGACUAAUGAAGAUAUUUUUCUGUAACCUCCCGCUCCCGCUGUACCUCAUGCCCUAUGGUGCAUCCCGAUCUGAAAACGCACGCAUCCUUAAACACUUAUAAAGGUGCAGAAUGAGAACAAACAAAAUAAUGCGAAACACAAAUCUCGGCGAUGCAAAAGAAGAUUUAUGAUGACGACGAAAAUGGAUGAAAUGAGACUAGAAUUGACCUGAUCGUGACUUAAAAGUGAAGUGGAAAAGUGGACUAUGAUGUGGUUGUGUUAGGACUUUGAAUAUGCCUGAUCGGGAGUCAGUGGGAGGUCCCGGGAACUCUGGAAGCGGUUUCCUACCACUACAGUUUCCCUCGGCGUUUGCUGCCUUCCAUGCUACGACCCCACCAGGGACCCCGUCCGCAGCUAUGCAUCACGCUACGCAUUAUCAUCAUCAUGCUCAGUUAGCUGCAGCAGCGGCAGCGGCGGCAGGAGCCACUAGCGAGCUGAGCUACCUUGCUGCGCUCCACCCCGCCUACCGCCCAGUGCCCUAUGACCAUCCCCUGUACGGUGCUAACACCUUAAGAGGCUUGGAGUACUUAAGUGCAGCAAGGAGCUUACAUCCAGAGCUUCAUGCCGGAAGCACGCUCGCGAGCCAAGACUUUCAACUUAGUUUAGAUGGUUCUAGAAUAGCGUCUCCAACGAGAUUAAGGUUAUCGGGCGGUGCAAUCGGCGCUUCUGCGAAUCGAAAACGGGCAGUCUCGUGGAGUCCGUAUUCUGCGGAAUCUCUGGACUUAGCUGCCGUGAUCAGGGCGUCUCCAGCUAGUUUGGCAGUCAGAGCGCCGUCCGCUGCUUCCACGGGAAGCUAUGGACACCUUAGUGCAGGAGCGAUAUCUCCAGCCCUUUCCCUCUCCCAUGCUUCGUUGGCCCAACAAUUGUUGGCUAGAGGAGGAGUGGUGGGAAGCAGCGGAGUACUGGCCGGAGGCGUACUGCUAGAUCCUGCGCAUCAACAGGCGGCAGCAGCUGCUGCUCAUCAUGCCGCUCAUGCCCAUCUGGUAGCUGGCAUUCAUAGAUCUCACAUAUCGUCACCGACACAAUUGCUCAUGGGUCCUGUGGAUGUCAGACAGGGCUUGGGACUAGAUGGAACCCCUCCUCAGCACCUCCAACAGCCUUCGCAGCAACCUGAAAUCACUAGUGUUAUGGAAGCUGAUAGUGCUACAGGGCUGAUGCAGCGCAAGUCGCCUCAGGGUAUUCUCACGCACCGAGAUAACGUGAGCAACAAGCCGCUCUCGGCCGCCGCGGAGAGCACAGUCCACGACGGCCUCGACUCCAAAGACGAGCCAGGAGAUUUUAUCGAAACCAACUGUCAUUGGGUGGACUGCAAGCUUGAAUUUCCCACUCAAGAUGAUUUGGUGAAGCAUAUCAAUACGGACCACAUACACGCCAGCAAGAAGGCGUUCGUCUGCCGCUGGGUCGGCUGUUCCCGAGACGAAAAGCCUUUCAAAGCCCAAUACAUGCUUGUCGUUCACAUGAGGAGGCACACUGGAGAGAAACCUCAUAAGUGCACUUUCGAAGGCUGCUGCAAAGCGUACUCCAGGCUGGAAAACCUGAAGACCCACCUCCGGUCGCACACUGGAGAGAAACCGUACACCUGCGAGUAUCCGGGGUGCGCUAAAGCUUUUUCCAACGCGAGCGACAGAGCUAAACAUCAAAACAGAACGCACAGUAAUGAGAAACCGUACGUCUGUAAAGCGCCGGGCUGCACCAAGAGGUACACCGACCCCUCCUCGCUCCGGAAACACGUGAAAACCGUUCACGGAGCCGAGUUCUACGCGAGUAAGAAACAUAAGGGUUGCACGAGAGGUGACGACUCCGCGGAGUCUGGCGGCGGUGGCGCAGGGUCGUCUCCUCGUUCGGAGGAAGGCGGAGUACCACCCGCGAUCCGGGGUCACACAUCAUCGGCGUCCGUCAAGAGCGAGAGUCCCGCGUCGCCCAUACCGCACGGCUUGCACACUUCCGCCCACCAGUUGUCUGCGCAAUGCGGUGGGGAGCUGGACUUCGGCGGCGGCCUGGGAGGAUACCGGGAUGAAAACGGCCUGCCGUACUUCAGAUUAGACGGAGAGAUCGAGCAGGAAGUGGUCGGUGAAGUGGGACAGUUGCCGCUGAUGCUGCGAGCUAUGGUCGCUAUCGGCGAGCCCCGCGCCGCCCCGCACGCCCCCCGCCUCGGGAACAAGAUGGCGCUCGCGAGGAUGCCACCGCCACACGCCGACCUCGGAGGAGGCGGGGUCACGGGGAGGACAGAGCUGGGCAGCACCAACGUUGGGGUGGAACUGAAGACCGGGGCCUCUAACACGAGGCGCGAUUCUGGAAUCUCAAGCGGCAGUAGCCUCUACAGCGCCAGGUCUUCGGAUAUAUCUCGUAAAAGCAGUCAAGCAUCAGUUGUAUCGGGAGCAGUGGCGGGAGGAGUCGGGGCGCAACGUCUAGUCGCGCACCACACCGCGGCGUACGACCAGCUCUCUCCCGACAGCAGUCGAAGAUCUAGUCAAGUUUCGUGUGCGGGAUACGCACCUCCGCCCUCAUCAGCCCUGGCCGCUGUGCAGGCCGUCAGGACAUCGCAAGGGAAUCAGGCCAUCCUACUCCGGGGAGUCACAUGUUCUGAAGUCAGGGCAGAGGAACUAGCAUUGGAGUUGGAUCCGAACGUUCAAGUGAAAGAAGAGGCGAGAAGACUUUCGGAGCAGUCGAACUUAAGUGAUCAGACCCAAGGCUACCAGCCGUACCCUUGCGGAACCGACGGUUUGGGCGACGCUCCGUUCCCGUUCAAAACUGAAUGCGACCAGGAAACUGUGACGUAUAAGGAGUCACGGUCCAAUUCCACCAGCACCGUGGUGGUCACCACGGCACAGAUCCACCACCCCAACCAGGAAGUCAACUUGGAACAGGUGGCUGAAGGUGAAAUGGUGGAGAAUAAGCUGGUGAUACCCGACGAAAUGAUGCAAUAUCUUAACCAAUCAAUAUUGGCAACCGAAGCGGAAACAUCAGCUAAAACGGACUCCGCAAAUCGACCUAACACAGAACCGAGUCUAGAUAAGGACAGUGCUACCAAAGACAAUACCACAAACGAACAACAAAACACUAAUAAUUCCAGUGAUAAAGUCAGUGACGUAGCGACCAGUGACGAUUCUCUACUUAAAAAUCUAGGUGCCAUAGGAAGUGAUCUCAAUAUAAGUGAUAUUCAAGUCGAUUUAAGGUCGUUAGACGUUAGUAUGUCGGGCAACAGCGGCUCUCUUCUGGCUGUCAAAACACCCGAAGAUAAAACUCCUCUACAAGAACAAGUCACCCCGGAAGUCAAAGCAGAGAACAAAGAAAGGGAAACGAAGAAGUCGGAUCCGAAUCCUUUGCAAUCACUGCAAACGAUGACAGCCAACCAGACUGAACAAUCCAAUAAAAUUAGGGCUAAUGCUCAGAAACAGAAUAAGACGAAUACUAAGACUAUAAUGAGUCAAAAUAUUUUGAGUCCGCAGAACCUGCCUCACAGCAUGUUGAGUCCACAAAGCCUCCCGCACAGUGCAAUGAGUCCACAAAGCGUUAUGAGUCCGCACAAUAUCCCACAAAAUAUUAUGUCCCCUCCCAGUGCUUAUAACGUGAUGAGCCCCCAAAGUGCGAUGAGUGUAAUGUCCCCGCAGCAUAAUGCCAUGAGCCCACAAAGCAUGCAAAGUCUCAUGAGUCCACAGAUACCCAACCAAAUAAUGUUGAGCCCUCGUCACAAUAACGUCAGUAGCCCCAUGUCACAGAAUAUGGCUAGUCCCAUGAUGAACAUGGCUAGUCCGAUGGGACAGACCAUAGCCAGUCCCAUGAGCCACGGUAUGCCCAGCCCCAUGCAUCCAGGAAUGCAAAGCCCAAUGGGACAGGGCAUGGCAAGUCCAAUGAUACAAAACAUGCCGGUGGCUAUGAACGGACCUGUGAACCCCAAUCUCCAAAAUCAAAUGAUCAACGUUAAUCAACAACAAAUGGCUCUCAACUAUCGGCCCAACUGUCACAGAAUGCCGGCUCGGCCAAAUAUGCCGAUGCCGAACCAGUACACGCAAAAUUACAAUAACAACCAACCACCACAAUAUCCAAUGCAAAACCAAAAUGUUAACGUGCACCAUCAAAACGUGCAAAAUUAUCAAAUCAUGCAAUCUUACAACCAGAACCAAGCACCGACGGUCAAUCAAAUGGUUCAAAAUCAGAACGUUCAUUAUCCGAACCAGCCUAUGAUGAACUACCAACAGAUGAACUUCAACCAGAACAGCCGUGCUCACCCGAUGCAGUCGUCUAGAUCGUCCAUGAUGAGCGUCGACAACAGCGGCAAUAUGACCCGGGGUGUAAUGACCAGUUACUGCGACACGCAACACCAGUGCCCGCCCGCACAGACCAACCAUUACAACCAGAACGUACAGUACCCUCAGCCGCCUCCAUACAAUGCCGUCGUCAAUAACAACGUGAUGGGACCUCCACCACCGAAGAACAAUCACCAAUACAACCAAGCUAUGAUGAACAAUAACCAAUAUUACAAUCACCAGAGGCCUUACAACCAAUGGGACUAUCCAGGCAAUCAGUUCAACAAACACAAUCCACAGAAGUCCACACCGAAUUCCGUGAACAUGUCGACGGGAAGCCAGAAACAAGUCAAGUGCAACCGGCUGACGAACUGCAACCAAAUCAAGAACGACCAGGCUGAUUGCAGCAUGAACAGCCUGAGGAGCCAAAACAAUCAGCCCAGCGAAGUCCAAGUCUGGGACAUAUCUCAGUCGCAAAUCGAAGCGAACAACGGAAGACGGAAGACCCAAAACAAUUCAAUGAGACAGGAAACUUAUCAGAGAACGCUGGAGUACGUCGAGAACUGUGAAAACUGGAAGAGUUCUGAAAUGGUGUCGAGCACCACGCAUCCCCUGCAAGGCGAUAAUAUGGUUGUGAAUGACCUCCAGACGUCUUUGUCUUCGUUUUACGAGGAGAAUCAAUACCUCCAAAUGAUUCAAUAGUUGCUUAAGUGUAUUAUUAAUAUUUUUUUUGUAAAAUCAAGGACAUAAACUACAUACUUGAACAGUGCACUAAUGCCACAUAUUCGAUUUCUAAUUCACUUAUUGUAGGGCAGUUAACAAGUGAGAGUGUACGUAAUGUACUAUGCUCAAGUUUCAGAAGUCAAUCGAAGCAACCAUACCAUUUUUAACUUUCAACGAAAUAAUAUAAAGAAACACGUUUGGCACUCUGGGACUGCCGCGGUAAAGCUAUUGCAUAGCAUUUUUUAUCAACUUAUGCAAUUGUAAUGAGACAAUAAUAAUUUAAUAUUAAAACAAUAAUUAAUAAGACCACGCUAUAUUUAUAAAUAUUAACAAAAGCAAAACAUUAACUGUCCCCUUCACACUCACAAGCUAAACCGUGCGCUAAACUAAACCGUGUUGUGCAUGCAGUGCGACGUCACGCCGCGCGCUUAUUCACAAACACUACACAAGCGCAACGUGUGAAUGUGUUGAACGCGAGCUACAUGGUAGGCGGAGUGGGGGAGUGUUAGGUUUUAUUUUCGUUACGAAAUUUCUUGAUUCGAUCGCUGCGCUCAAAGCCCGCCAUAAAAGUAUGCAAACAUGGCAAAAUAAUUAUAAUAAUAAAUGCGAAGAUAUGUGAUAUUGGGUGGAUCUUUAAUACUCAUUCACGCAAUAACUACAGCACAGAUUUUGAUGAAACUUCAUAAUGCUAUAGUUUAUUUAACCAAACCACAUGAGCUAUAAUCUAGUACGAAAAAUGUACGGCAGGUGGCGCGGUUGUAGUUUCAAUUGCCCUAUAUUUUUCAUGCCAUUUCCCUGUGAACCGGAAUAAUUUUAGUUCCUAACGCGUUAGUGGGUGGAUAUGACCUCGUAAAGGUCAGUCGUUUGAAGAUCCGUUCUUUGGAUACCCGUUUAACACUGAAUACGAGAUGUCGGAUCGCUACCUCUCUGAAAACCUCUGUUCAGGUUCGUGGAUUAUGUAUCCUUGAUUCUUGGUGCAUUGAAACAUAGGUUGUUGCUACACGUCCCUUCGAGACUGAUUAUUUUUUAAAACAUACUUUUACAUAUAAAAAAUUUAAAAAAAAAACCUUAACCUAAGUUCUAAAAUUUAAAAGACAUCGUUUGAGAUUGUACAUAACAAAUCGUCUUCCAAUAGUACUAUUAUUGCAUUUACAUGUAAUUUUGUAGCUUUUUACAUAAAAAAAAUGUGCCUUAGAAUGUACAUACACGAAACUGUACAUACUUUUAAGAUACAAUGUAUUUUGUGCCUUAAACGUUCUUGGAUUACGUAUUAUUUUGUAUUUUUAAUUUUUAGUCUAUCACAUAAGUGAUCUAUGAGAUUAUUAGCUGGAAUAAAAUUUUGUACAAAAUAGAUAUUUUCAUUAGGAUUUUUAUUGUAAUAUCGAUCGUUAAUUAAAUAUUAACUAACAUUAAUUUAGUUAUGAAUCUCUUAGAAAUAGUUUAUUAUAAUUUUUUAAUUGAGAUUACUAGUUUUUAAAUAUUUGUUAAUGGUAUUUAAAUUUACGCACAAAACGAAAGGUAGAGAAAUAAAUGAACUGUAUCUUGUAGUAAAUUAUUUGUUUUAUACUGUUUUGUAAUAGUUGGGGGACAUCUGUGACAUUUAUUUUCAAAUAAAUAUUCUUGAAUGAAAAUGUGGCAUCAUUAA